This is a messenger RNA of Protopterus annectens (West African lungfish), 1807 nucleotides long. Its product is annotated as renin-like. Lineage: Eukaryota; Metazoa; Chordata; Ceratodontiformes; Protopteridae. Gene Ontology annotation, biological process: angiotensin maturation. Bases 1 to 1443 code for a protein of 480 amino acids. The record is from RefSeq and is a predicted model, not a curated record. The transcript is spliced from 9 exons. Gene Ontology annotation, molecular function: aspartic-type endopeptidase activity.
AUGAGUAACUCUAAGAAUUCUCACUCAGACUCUUCUCUGAAGAAAGAAAUCCAACUGAUAUCAACUACUCUUCAAGACUUAUCUCUGAAGAUGGACAGGUUUACUGAAAACCUAGAAAACCUUAAAGAUAGUUGCCAAAAACAAACUGAAGUCUUUAAGGAAAUUCUGCAGCAGCAACAAUUAAAAAUAACUGACAUUGAGUCAUCUCUAAAUGAUAUUGAUGGAAGGCUAAAAGAAGAAGAGCUUCAUACAAUUUAUACAGACUUUUUGCCACCUGAUAGCUUACCCAUUUUUUUUUGUUUGUUUGUUUGUUUUGGUAGAAUUCGUUUGAAGAAGAUGUCAUCCAUUAGAGAAACUCUGAGGGAUAUGAAAGUGAAACCAGGAGAUAUCUUUACAGAAGUGAGAGAGAGAAAGUACACCACAGCGGUGCCAAGAAAUGGGACUGCACCAACCGUCCUCACCAACUACCUUGAUACUCAGUAUUAUGGAGAGAUCAGCAUCGGUUCACCUCCUCAGACGUUUAAGGUGGUGUUUGACACAGGUUCGGCCAAUCUGUGGGUCCCGUCCUCCAAAUGUUCUCCACUGUACACAGCCUGCUAUUCACACAACCGCUAUGACUCAUCUAAAUCAAAGACAUAUGUUGCAAAUGGAACAGCAUUUUCCAUUCAGUACGGCUCUGGAACAGUCCGAGGUUUUCUUAGCCAGGAUGUUGUCACAGUAGCUGGAAUUCAGGUUGUCCAAGUCUUUGCUGAAGCUACAGCAAUGCCUGCCUUUCCAUUUGUUUUUGCCAAAUUUGAUGGUGUUCUUGGAAUGGGCUAUCCCAAUGUAGCCAUUGAUGGCAUCACACCAGUGUUUGAUCGUAUUAUAUCAGAACAGAUUCUUCAGGAAGAAGUUUUCUCAGUAUAUUAUAGCAGAAAUCCUCGCCUGAAACCUGGUGGUGAAAUAAUUUUAGGAGGAACAGACCCAGACUACUACACUGGAGAAUUUCACUAUCUGUACACCAAUAAGAAAGGAUAUUGGCAAAUUGAAAUGAAAGGUGUAUAUGUUGGUGUAGAGUUGCUAUUCUGUUCCGAUGGUUGUUCAGCUAUCAUUGACACUGGGUCAUCCUUUAUAACUGGCCCUGCUGGCUAUGUCUCCGCCCUGAUGAAAACAAUUGGAGCUACUGAACUUGCUGAGGGAGAAUACCUUGUAGAUUGUGGAAGAAUUGAUACAAUGCCCAGCAUUUCCUUCCACCUCGGGGGCAAGGACUUCAUGCUAACAGGAGAAAACUACAUAUUAAAGCAGUCCCAGUUUGGUGAAGAAGUCUGUGUUGCUGCUUUCAUGGGCCUUGAUAUCCCACCCCCUAAAGGGCCUUUGUGGAUCCUAGGAGCAAGCUUUAUUGGCCGUUAUUACACAGAAUUUGACCGUCGCAACAAUCGAAUUGGCUUCGCUGUGGCUGUGUGACUUCACUACUAAUUAUGGACUACAAUAAAUCUUGUGAAUAAACUACCAAUACAUUAAUUUCAGGAUCCAAGAUACCGCUAGGGUGGAAAGAAGAACUAUGACCUAAUAAAUAAUUAAGCAUAGGAUGAGGGCUGUCUGUGGAAUAAAAGAGGGGAGAGAAGCUGGUACAAAUGAAAAAAUGUUUCAACUGUGCUAGCAAUUUUACUAUGAUAAUACCUAGAUUCUUAUUCCUACUACAUAUAAAUGAGUCAAUCGGGAAAAAUGACAAAUACUAUUUUGUGAACAAUUCGUUGUAACUAUUAAACAGGAAAGAUAAACAGCACAGUUAUUUAAUCAUUUUUUUUCAGAUUGUCCUACACGCUAU